Messenger RNA from Linum tenue, 3014 nucleotides. Lineage: Eukaryota; Viridiplantae; Streptophyta; Magnoliopsida; Malpighiales; Linaceae. The record is from the annotation of a GenBank genome assembly.
CUUAUUAAGAGCCCAACCUUUCACUCCCAAUCUCGGCAGGAAAGAAAUUUUUUUGGUACCAAACAAAACCGACUUGAACUAAUCAAAAGAUUUCUCUCCUCCCCUGAAUCGCCGGACACCAACUCCCACCCACCAAGCUUCAGCGAAUUCAGGAAUUAUCGGUAAUUAGAAUGGACUCGUCCUCGUCGUCGGGAUCUCAAUCGGCGAUCGAUCUGAUGGCGGCAAUUAUCCGGAAGAAGUUCGCCGACCCGUCCAACGCUUCGUCGGAGUCGGGAGGUGCGGCGGCGGAGGUGACCUCGCUGAUCCUCGACAACAGGGAGUUUGUCAUGAUCCUGACGACUACGGUGGCCGUGCUGAUCGGGUGCGUGGUGGUGCUGGUGUGGAGAAGAUCCAGCUCCCCGAAGCGGAGCUACCAGCCGCCGACGCCGUUGGUUGUCAAGAAGAAGGAGGAGGAUGUGGUGGUUGAUGAUGGGAAGAAGAAGAUCACUGUGUUCUACGGUACUCAGACUGGUACUGCUGAAGGAUUCGCCAAGGCUCUGGCCGAGGAGGCGAAGGCGCGGUAUGAGAAGGCUGUAUUCAAAGUUGUUGACAUGGAUGAUUAUGCCGGGGAUGACGAUGAGUACGAGGAGAAGUUCAAGAAGGAGUCCAUCGCUUUCUUCUUCCUCGCUACGUAUGGAGAUGGUGAGCCGACUGAUAAUGCAGCAAGGUUCUACAAGUGGUUUACUGAGGGUAAAGAAGCCAGAGGAGAAUGGCUCAAGAUGAAUUAUGGAGUGUUCGGUCUUGGCAAUAAGCAAUAUGAACACUUUAAUAAGAUUGCUAAGGAGGUGGAUGAUCUUCUGGCUGAACAAGGUGGCAAGCGCAUUGCUCCUGUGGGUCUAGGAGAUGAUGAUCAAUGCAUGGAAGACGACUUUUCUGCUUGGAAAGAGUUGGUAUGGCCAGAGCUCGAUGGUUUGCUUCUUGAUGAGGAUGAUCAAUCAUCUGCAACCACCCCGUAUACUGCUGCGGUGUUGGAAUACCGGGUUGUGUUCUAUGACUCCACUGAUGCACCAGUAGAAGACAAAAGCUGGAGUGGUGCCAAUGGCCACACUGUCUAUGAUGCUCAACAUCCAUGCAGGUCUAAUGUUGCUGUGAGGAAAGAGCUUCACACUCCUCUUUCUGACCGAUCUUGCACACAUUUGGAAUUCGACAUUGCUGGCACUGGACUCUCAUAUGAAACUGGGGAUCAUGUUGGUGUGUACUCUGAGAAUGUCGAGGAGGUUGUAGAAGAGGCACUGCAGUUGUUAGGUUUGUCGCCCGACACAUACUUCUCCGUCCACUCCAAUAAAGAGGACGGGACACCACUCAGUGGAAGCUCAUUGCCAACACCAUUUCCACCAUGCACCUUGAGAACAGCUCUGACUCGAUAUGCCGAUCUUUUGAAUGCUCCCAAAAAGUCUGCUUUGCUUGCUUUAGCAGCUCAUGCUACUGAUCCUACUGAAGCCGAUAGAUUGAGAUAUCUCGCUUCACCUGCUGGCAAGGAUGAAUAUGCAAAAUGGGUAGUUGCCGAACAGAGAAGUAUCCUUGAGGUCAUGGCUGCAUUUCCCUCUGCAAAGCCUCCCCUUGGUGUUUUCUUUGCUGGAGUUGCUCCUCGCUUGCAGCCUCGAUUUUAUUCUAUCUCUUCAUCUCCAAGGAUGGCACCAUCUAGAAUCCACGUGACUUGUGCUCUGGUGCUUGAGAAAACUCCAGGGGGACGGGUGCACAAGGGAGUGUGCUCAACUUGGAUGAGGAAUGCUGCUCCUAUGGAGAAGAGUCAAGACUGCAGUUGGGCCCCCAUUUUCAUUCGGCAAUCGAAUUUCAGACUUCCUGCAGAUACUAAAGUUCCCAUCAUAAUGAUUGGUCCUGGGACUGGACUGGCUCCUUUCCGGGGCUUCCUGCAGGAAAGACUAGCACUCAAAGAAUCCGGAGCAGAACUUGGGCCCUCAAUCUUCUUCUUUGGUUGCAGAAACCGUAAGACGGAUUUCAUCUACGAGGAUGAACUCAACAACUUCGUCGAAGCCGGUGCACUCUCUGAGCUGAAUGUUGCCUUCUCGAGGGAAGGAGCUACCAAAGAGUAUGUGCAGCACAAAAUGAUGCAGAAGGCUUCGGAGAUCUGGAACCUGAUCUCUCAGGGCGCCUAUGUUUACGUAUGUGGUGAUGCUAAAGGCAUGGCUAGAGACGUUCACCGAACUCUCCACACCAUUGCAAUUGAGCAGGGAUCGCUCGACUCAUCCAAGGCAGAGAGCUUGGUGAAGAACCUGCAAAUGAAUGGUCGCUACCUGCGUGACGUGUGGUAAUCACUCAUUAACCAUGCGUUAUCGAGCCAAUCGUCGCUAGCUAAAUUAUUAAUUAUAAAAAAGGAACAUGAAAAAAGAUGGAGAAGGAAUGACUCCUGGAGAAGAAGUACAGGUUUUGCCAAAAUGCAAAGCCUUUUGAUGCAAGAGAUGACUGAAUUGGUGAAGAGGGCUAUAGAUAUUUGCAGAAUGCCUGCCUCCCUGCCUUCCCCAUCUACAUCUGUAAGUGGGCUGUUGUUACUUGUUACUGAUCGAUUUGUAUCAUGAUAUAGUAUAGUAGACUGCAUUGUUCUUUUUUUUUUCUUCUUCUUCUUCUUAUCUCUUGAUUUUUCACUACUGUGGAAGAUUUUUGCUGCUCUGCUUAUUCUUUUCUUUUCCCCACCUUCUCGUUCUGUUUUUUUUUUUUUGGAUGAUGGUAGUCUAAGUUAGCGCACUCCAUGAUGGUUCAGAGUUCUCUAUUAAGCUCCACAUUAGCAACAAUCCGAUAUGUACUCCAUUAUCAGUCACAAGGUUGGACAACUUCAUAAAUCUAAUAAGUAGAUGGCGAAAUCCAUAUAAGACAGUCCGGCACAUCACCCAAAUCCGACACGCGAACCAGAAGCCGAUCAUCGGAGUCGAGCUCGUACACAUCGAGCCCGUAAUAAACACAGUUCCUCCUGCACUCCGAACGAACAGGCACGCAAACGACGUUAUGCGCAUCCGCGA